This is a messenger RNA of Bombyx mori (domestic silkworm), 3228 nucleotides long. Its product is annotated as probable peroxisomal acyl-coenzyme A oxidase 1. Gene Ontology annotation, biological process: lipid homeostasis; fatty acid beta-oxidation using acyl-CoA oxidase. The record is from RefSeq and is a predicted model, not a curated record. NCBI's taxonomy places the organism in Eukaryota, Metazoa, Arthropoda, Insecta, Lepidoptera, Bombycidae. Gene Ontology annotation, cellular component: peroxisome. The coding region runs from base 1060 to 3075 and encodes 671 amino acids. Gene Ontology annotation, molecular function: acyl-CoA oxidase activity; FAD binding; fatty acid binding. The transcript has 13 exons.
UUCGAUUUAAAUCAAACAUUGCACAGAUGUGUAAAUAGCUUGCUUAAUUGUAGUCACGUAUUACAGUGUUAUUAUAGACGAAAAGAAUUUCAUACCGAGACGCAUGUUAUGUGAUCAAAAUUAUUCAAAAGCGUAAUGACACGAAUACCGAUUAUCUCUAACAAUCGGAUCACAAGAUAGGCAGACGGACAAGAUUGAUGGGGACACGUUGUGAAGGAUUGUAAAAUUUUGUUUAUUAUUUUAUAUCGUGAAUUGGAUACGACGUUUUUGUUAAAACAAAAUAAUAUAAGUAAUUGUAGAAUGCAUAUCUGCAUAAUUUUAUAACGUUUUCAUUCUUUUUUUAAUAAAUUUAUCAAUAACUAAAGUUUUUUCAGCGGACGUGCAACAUGCAAAAAGAUAAAAUUGCAUGUUGCAUCAAACCAUCUAAUUAAAGAUAGACCCAUAUCGUCUUUUAGCAUUAAAAGUGUACAAUUUCCAAAAAAUAUUCAAAAUUGAGUUAAUAUGCGGAAUCAUUUGGUAUCACCAGUAUUUUUCUUAUAAAUAUUGUCAAAAGAGCCGUUGUUUAGUAUUUUUGAUUUUAGUUUACCUAUGUUUUGACUACUAUUAACAAAAUUAAUAAUAAUAAAAAUAAAUAAUUUUAUCUUACUUUAAAAGACAGAUAAUCUCACUGGUAAAAAAUAAAAAGUAAAUGUUUCAAAGAUGAUUAAUAUUAAAAAUAUCACACGUUAAACCUUUAAAACACUCUCCUGUAAAAUUAGUAGUAGUUGUAGUAGUUUUGAGAUUAUAUUAUACAGUCUUAAUGCGAGAAGACGAUAUGGCCUAGCUAAUCAACCUUAAUAAAAGCCGUUUGGAUGUAAUUAAUAAAAUAGACUUUUUAUUUGCACCUUGGAUUUGUUUACGUAUGGUAAAUAAUGAAAUAGGUUUCUUUGUAUGAUUUACAAAUGUAAAUUUUAAUUAUAAGCAGGCAAUAGAAUUUCAGACGCGACUCGCUCAGUCCUAUUGCGUACUACGAAGAGUACGGUCAUUUUUCGAUUAAACUGCUAGAAAAUUGAUGAUAAUAUGGAAUUAAGUAUGUCUGCGAAUGAAGAUCUAGCUAAAGAGAGGGCCAGGUGUGAUUUUAACGUAAGCGAAAUCACGAAUAUUCUGGAUGGCGGCAUUGAGAGGACGAAACAAAGGAAAAAAAUCGAGAGCAUUGCAUUGAGCAAUGGCAAGUGUCGUGAUGUCACUCCAGAAGAGACCCUGGGCCCGAAAGAGCGCUACGAGAAUGCAAUCCGGAAAUCUUGUUUGUACACCAAAAUUGUUAAGGAUCAAGUAUUAACGCUUACCGGGCUAGAGGUAUUGGGGUCCAAUUCUUCAGUACUCCGCAGAACAGCAGAUGCGUUUUUCAAAGAUAUUUCACCAUUCCUGCUUCACUUGGGCAUGUUUGUACCGACCAUCAUGGGACAAGGCACUCCAGAACAACAAUCCUACUGGUUACCGCGGGCCUUAGACUUUCAAAUCAUCGGUACAUACGCUCAGACAGAGCUUGGUCACGGUACGUUCAUAAGAGGUUUGGAAACUACAGCGACGUAUGAUCCUGAUACCGAAGAGUUCGUUAUCCAUAAUCCUCGGCUGACUUCGUACAAAUGGUGGGCGGGCGGACUGGGGAAGACGUCAAACUACUGCAUUGUGGUAGCGCAGCUAUAUACGCAAGGAAAGUGUUAUGGUAUCCAUCCGUUUAUCGUACAGAUCCGAGAUGAAGAUACCCACGUGCCUCUCCCGGGAGUCAGAGUGGGGGAAAUCGGUCCCAGGAUGGGCUUUAAUACGGCCGAUAACGGAUUUUUGGGUUUCGACCAUUACAGAAUACCCAGAAAUCACAUGCUCAUGAAAAACUCUCAGGUUCUGAAGGACGGCACUUAUGUGAAAGUCGCAAGUCACAGUAAGCUGACCUAUGGAACUAUGGUGUUCGUAAGGGUGAUGCUGGUUAAUGAAGUAGCGUUCAAUUUGGCGAAAGCUGCAACGAUUGCCGUUAGGUAUUCAGCCGUGAGGAGACAGUCUGAGAAGAUUUCUGGAGAGCCGGAACCACAAAUUCUAGACUACGUGACACAGCAACAUAAACUAUUCGUCUGCAUAGCGACGGCCCACGCUCUGCAAUUGAGCAGCAACUGGUUGUGGAAGACCUUCAGUGCGGUAUUGGCUGAUAUGAGAGGCGGGAAUACCGAAAAUUUGCCCGAGUUGCACGCGUUGUCUAGCUGUCUCAAGGCCCUGAGCACAUCGGAUUCCGCGGCCCUCAUCGAGCAGUGCAGACUGGCAUGCGGAGGCCACGGCUACAUGCUCUCGUCUAAUCUGCCGCUGCUUUAUUCAUUCGUCACGGCCACUAGAACUUACGAGGGCGAUUACACAGUGCUGUUGCUGCAAACAGCCAGAUUCCUAAUAAAAGCGUGGGAGCAAGCGGAGUCUGGUAAACCGGUGACUCCGACGGUAUCAUAUAUGGAAGAAGCUGUCGUUGGUAAUAAAUACAAAUGGAACGGUUCAGCUGAGGGUAUAAUAAAAGCUGCAUAUUAUGUCGCUGCGGGAAAAAUAUCAUCCAGUGUUGCCAGUAUAAGAAAACGUAUGAAGAAUGGAAAAGCAUUUGAAGAUGCAUGGGAGUUGACCGGGGUGCAACUUGUAGCUGCGGCCGAGACGCAUUGUCGUGCAGUGAUCUGCGACGUGUAUAGAAAAGAAACAGUAAGGCUCACAGCGAAUUCCAGUCCGAAUGUGAAAACUGUCAUGGAUCAACUUAACAUGCUGUAUUUAUCUCACUGGGCUUUGGAGAGAACUGGCGACUUAUUGAGGUAUACUUCAACGACAGAAGACGACAUAAUCAGCUGUCAACAGAGAUACGAAGAGUUGUUGGCUGCGAUCCGACCGAAUGCCGUGGGAUUGGUCGACGCGUUUGAUUUCCCUGACGAGAUAUUACAAUCGACUCUGGGCGCGUACGACGGGCGCGUGUACGAGCGCCUGAUGGAGGAGGCGCUGAAGAGUCCUCUCAACGCGGAGCCCGUCAACAGAUCCUUCCACCAGUACCUCAAACCUCUCAUGCAGGGGAAACUUUGAAAUUAAUUUUACAUAUUAUAUUUUUUGGAAAAAACUAAAUCCAGUCAAAAGAUCGAAUCGAAGUAAAUUAUGACCUUUUUCCAUAUGUUUUUUUUAUGUUAGGGAAUGUCUUCAAUGUGUGUUAUUUAUUAAUAAACUUUUUUAGAUACAUAA